Molecule: messenger RNA, 1361 nt
Organism: Acanthisitta chloris (rifleman)
Lineage: Eukaryota; Metazoa; Chordata; Aves; Passeriformes; Acanthisittidae
Gene: GPR180
Product: G protein-coupled receptor 180
Exons: 9
Coding region: 1-1263 (420 amino acids)
Biological process (GO): response to pheromone; G protein-coupled receptor signaling pathway
Source: RefSeq, a predicted model, not a curated record
AUGGCCACCUCAGAAGGUUGGGAACUACUCUCCUUGCUAGAGAAGUUUUGCUUUGCAGAAAAAGAUUUGAUUUUAUUUUUUAAAUAUCAAGGUGACCAUGCUGUUCUGUGUGUCAGAAUCAAGAACGUAGCAGGAGCUGUGACAAAAGCAGCUCGACUUCACCUGUUUCAAGCACAGGAAUGGCAGAAGCUGCAGAACAGUGUCCAAGAUCACAGCUGUACAGAGAAGUUCUCUAAAGCUCAACUGACAAUGACUGUGAACCACACAGAGCAAAAUCUGACAGUGUCCCAGAUUCCUUAUCCGGAAACAUGGUAUGUGUUUUAUGUAGACAAGUUUACCUGCGAGGAGAAUUAUUCUGAAUCCGAGGAUAUUCAGUUUGAAAUGGUCUUACUAAACCCAGAUGCAGAAGGGAAUCCAUUAGAUCACUUUAGCGCAGGGGAAUCUGGAUUACAUGAAUUCUUUUUCCUGCUUGUCCUGGCAUAUUUUGUAACUGCUUGCAUAUAUGCACAGUCCCUGUGGCAAACAAUCAGGAAGCGUGGACCUAUGCAUGCUGUAUUAAAGGUGUUGACAACUGCAUUGCUGUUGCAGGCUGGUUCAGCUUUUGCCAACUACCUGCAUUUCUCAAGUUAUUCUAAAGAUGGGAUAGGAGCUCCUUUUAUGGGAAGUCUGGCAGAAUUGUGUGACAUAAUCUCACAGAUACAAGUGCUGUAUUUAUUGCUGAGUCUGUGUAUGGGUUGGACGAUAGGCAGGAUGAAGAAAUCUCAUGGCAGACCUCUUCAGUGGGAUUCCACUCCAGCAUCUACUGGCGUUGCUGUAGUAGUUGUUGUUACACAGAGCUUUUUAUUAAUUUGGGAGCAGUUUGAAGAUACGAAUCACCACAGCUACCAUUCGCACCAUGGCUUAGCAAGUGGACUGCUCAUCGGCCUCAGAGUUUGUCUAGCCUUGUCACUGGCUGCUGGUCUUUACCAGAUUAUCACUGUGGAGAGAAGCACGCUGAAAAGGGAGUUCUAUAUCACCUUUGCCAAAGCCUGCAUUCUCUGGUUUUUGUGCCACCCAUGUCUUGCAACCAUUGCUGUAAUAUUCAGAGAAUAUCAAAGAGAAAAGAUUAUUACCAUAGGUGUUAUUCUCUGUCAGUGCAUCUCCAUGGGUAUGCUCUACAGACUUUUUCUAUCUCACAGUCUAUAUUGGGAAGUAUCUUCACUGUCAUCAGUGACAUUGCCACUAACAGUAUCCUCUGGACAUAAAAGUCGACAUCACUUCUGAGAUGUUUAGGAAGAAUAUAUUAUGUAAUAAAUGUGCAAUAAUAACUUAAAUAUACAGGUAUUUUUGUCACGGGUGUGUGGUAGCUUGGUUUCACUGGA